CACACACUGAGGCAGAAACGACCACGUUCAAUGUUUCUCCACAGAGCUGACUUAAGACCUCGUUCCCGAACGAAAUAUCGUGAUUCUGACUAAAAGAAAGUUGGUUUCCUUUGUCGGAAAGGUGGGAAACCAUCACAACCCCGACCAUGAUCAACACCAUGGAGUGUGCAGUGGAUGCACAAACUCUCAUUUCGAUAUCUUUACGGAAAAUCCACAACUCGCGUACGCAGAGAGGUGGAAUCAAGCUGCACAAAAAUCUGCUGGUCUCCUAUGUGCUGAGGAACGCUAGGCAGGUCUACAUGAACGAGAAGUACGCCGAGAUCUACAGGAUGCAACAGUACGAGGAGGUGAUGACCGUCUGCAACGAGAUCCAGGAGCUAAACCCGCUCGAUUUGGUGGAGGACUGCGAGGAGCAGACGCUGGACUGCUGCGGCAGCGCGAACGAGUCACCGGGUCUCUGCGGCGCGCUCUUGCCCGUCAGUCACCAAGCUGCCCCGGCGCAGCACAUCCAGCCUAGCAGCGCCUGCUCGGUGCCCAUACCUCUCCAAAACGAAGAGGUCUGCAAAGCUCCGGAUCCCUCGUUCUACCGAAGCUGUUGUGCGGAAGCCUAUCCCGUGUCUAACUGUGACUUUUCGCCAAUAAGCAGCAUGCACUGCAACAAAACUACAGUGCUAGAUUUGGACACGCAUGUCGUUACCACAGUAGAGAACGGGUAUUUGCAUCAGGAUUGCUGCGCGUCGCUCCAACCGUGCAGCCAGGGCGCACAUAGCUCUGCCAAAAAGCGCAAGCUUGACUUUGGUUACUACGUGUCUGAAAUCGAGGAGGUACCGGAUUUUACGCCGUGCAAGAGAGCGAAAUUCGAGGACUCAUACGCAAACAUGGAGCCCUUGGACACCUCGAACAUUUCCAAUCUCAUCUCUAUCUUCGGCUCGGGGUUUACGGGACUGGUUAGCCGACAAGCGGACUUGGAGCAAGCCUUAAACGGACAAUUCUGUAGCAAACAAGCCCUGGCGAGUUUAGGGGCUUGGACGAGAGCUAUUGUAGCGUGUUGACUCUGUGGUUAACGAGAAUGCAGAUACUUUAUGAAAUUGUACAAAGUCUAAGACAAAUUGACUUGUAUUUUUGCAACAAAGUUAUUUAAGCGUUUUUAUUUGGUUGUUUUUUUUUUUUAGUUUCAUUUUAAUGGGGGGCGGGGUGUGGUUGUAGCCUACCACUUGUAUCCUUUAAAGCAAAUGGCAAUGUUGCAAACGUUUUAAAAGGUUUAAAUAAUCUAACGAAGUUGAAUUUCGUUGCCUUAAACCCAACGCAGACUGCUAGCUAUGGCCACAAACACGGGAUGUCUUUGAAUGUUUUGCUCGUGGAUUGUUUCUUUUUUCACCCUUUCACAGUAUUCUCUCCAGAGAUGUAUUGUAAAAAAUAACAUUACCCAUGUAAUGUUGGCAAUAACAGCCUACCAUUGCACGCUGCUCUCAGACGGUAGAUAUAACACGUUAAGUAGCUGUGUAAUAAUAUUUUUAAACAUUUAAAUGUAUCAACUAGCAGUUUAUGUAGAAAGGGCGACAACAACAAGACUAGCCGAGAGCUCGUGCUUACGGUAGAUCUACAGGAAGAGGACUGACUCACACGGACUACAACUGCAAUGUCAUACAAGGCAAUCAAGUAGGCUAAUGAAGGUGCAAUAUUUUAACCCCCUCCCUGUCUAGUUUGUUGUUUUCUGUACUAUGAACUAUUUGUUGGAGAAAGUGGCGAGGACUGGUGCGUUUUGUUGACUGCACUGACCUACAGCUCCAGUUCCUCAGAGUAUGUCUGUAGUUCGCCUAUGCCAGUCACCUCAUCACAAUGAACGUUUGGGCCAUCAAUUAACACUACAACUCCCAUAAUGCACGCUGUAAUUGAAACGCCAGGUAUUUUUGUUGACUAUUGAGUCUACAGCGUUAACCAUUUUCCGCCCCCUUACACUCAGAAAAGUUUAAGCCUUCACAGUAAUUCAUGAUGCCAGCAUUUGCUUGGUUUUGUGGGUUUUAUUUUAUUUUCUACAAACUUAGACCUUUUGUUCUAAAAAGGCAAUCUCAUAAAUUAGCCAUACGUCCUCACAUUAUAUACGCACUAUGUGUACUGAAUUAAAGACGUUUCAGACGUAUUCUCCAUAUUUUGUUGGUAUUCUUGUAAUUUUGUGCAUAUUAAAUUGUAUAUCACCGGGUAAAACUGUUUUAGAAAGUAUUUGUUUAAAAUUUAUAACCUUAAUAAAAAA
Molecule: messenger RNA, 2251 nt
Organism: Xyrauchen texanus (razorback sucker)
Lineage: Eukaryota; Metazoa; Chordata; Actinopteri; Cypriniformes; Catostomidae
Product: immediate early response gene 5-like protein
Exons: 1
Coding region: 147-1052 (301 amino acids)
Source: RefSeq, a predicted model, not a curated record